AUGGCGCUCUCUCAAGCCGCCGCUCUCGUCGAGAAGCUCGUCGGCCAUACCGGCGAUGCCACGACAGAGCAGAAUCUCACCAAUCCCUCCCAAGACCCUGGCAAAUAUGCCGAUCCUAGUGGUGAAAAGAUGAAGGCCUUAAUCUGGAACGGCAAAAACAGUGUCAAAGUUAUCGAGACCUUCAAGCCCGCACGCAUCGAGGACACGGAUGUGAUUGUGAAGGUCACUGGGUCCACCGUCUGCGGAUCUGAUCUGCAUUUGCUACAUGGUUCUGUGAUUGAGUUGCAGAAGGGCGACAUCCUCGGUCAUGAGUUCUGUGGUGUCAUUGACUCAGUCGGUCCCGGCAUCAAGAAAGUGAAGCCAGGCCAGCGAGUGGUGUGCAGUUUCCAGAUUGCAUGUGGAUCGUGUAUGUACUGUCAAAAGAAAUGGAGCAGUCAGUGCGAAAAGACGAAUGACAACACCAUCGAGAACGCGAUGUAUGGAGGGAGGACGGCGGGUAUGCUGGGCUAUUCACAUUUCACAGGCGGGUAUGCUGGUGGCCAAGCGGAGUAUGUGAGAGUUGCGUACGGCGAUGUGAACCUCCUGCCCAUCCCCGAUGGAGUGCCGGACGAGAAGGCACUGUACCUGAGUGACGUGCUGAGCACGAGCUGGAACUGUGUGGUGGAUACGGGCGUCAAGAAGGGAGAUGUUGUCGCCGUCUGGGGCGCGGGACCGAUUGGUCAGAUGUGUGUCGACUUCUCAUUUAUGUGCGGUGCGAGCAGAGUCAUCCUAAUCGAUGGCGGUGCUGGCGCAUGGCGACUAGACUACGUCAAGAAGAAGAUCCCAAAGACAGAAACACUGGACUUCACCAAUCUGCCGAAGGGCGAGAGCGUCACGAGCCAGCUGAAGAAGAUGGAGCACGGUGGGCCAGAUGUGGCGCUUGAAUGCGUUGCAGGAGAGUAUGCGAAGGGAUGGGCACACUACUUCGAGAUCCUACUCGGUGCCGAGACAGAUACGUCUGAGAUUAUCAACGAGAUGAUCACUAGUGUCAAGAACUUUGGUCGUGUCGGUAUCACGGGUGUAUAUGUUGGCUUCAUGAACCAUUUCAACAUUGGCUCGCUCAUGGAGCGAGGUAUCCGUCUCAUCGGUAAUGGCCAAGCACCGGUACAUCUGUACUGGGAAGAGCUGCUCAAGAAGAUCCAAGACGGCUCGAUCGAACCAUUGAAGAUGGUCAGCCACCGAGUACUGCUGGAAGAGCUUGAGGAAGUGUACAAGCGAUAUGAUGCCAGAGAAGAGGGCAUGCAGAAGGUGUUCGUCCAGACGAAGUUCUCAGAUCCUCCAUCAGAGGGUGCACCGAAGUUGACAACUUAUGGGACUGCUUCAUAA
Messenger RNA from Cyphellophora attinorum, 1365 nucleotides. RefSeq names its product S-(hydroxymethyl)glutathione dehydrogenase. The transcript is spliced from 3 exons. NCBI's taxonomy places the organism in Eukaryota, Fungi, Ascomycota, Eurotiomycetes, Chaetothyriales, Cyphellophoraceae. The record is from RefSeq and is a predicted model, not a curated record. Bases 1 to 1365 code for a protein of 454 amino acids. Gene Ontology annotation, molecular function: oxidoreductase activity; zinc ion binding.